Molecule: messenger RNA, 2391 nt
Organism: Pieris macdunnoughi
Lineage: Eukaryota; Metazoa; Arthropoda; Insecta; Lepidoptera; Pieridae
Source: the annotation of a GenBank genome assembly
AUGGUUGGAAAAAUGAAUAAGUUAUACGUCCUCAAACGUGAUGGAAGGAUGGAAGAAGUACACAUUGAUAAGAUAACAUCAAGAAUAAAAAAGCUUUGCUAUGGGCUUAACAUGGACUUUGUAGAUCCAGUAAGCAUAACACUCAAAGUUAUAAGUGGCAUCUAUUCUGGAGUGACAACAGUUGAACUAGAUAAUUUAGCUGCAGAGAUUGCUGCUACAAUGACAACAGAUCAUCCAGAUUAUGCUGUCCUUGCAGCUAGGCUUGCUAUAUCCAAUUUACAUAAGGAAACAAAAAAACAUUUUUCAGAUGUUAUGUCUGAUUUAUAUAACAUUAUCAACCCAUAUACCAACAAAAAGGCACCCAUGAUAUCUGAUUUUCAUUAUAAUGUUAUUGUAACUAAUAAAGACAGAUUAGAUUCAGCAAUUGUAUAUGACAGGGACUUUAAAUACAACUAUUUUGGUUUUAAAACUUUGGAAAGAUCAUAUCUUCUAAAGAUUAACAAUAAGGUUGCAGAGAGGCCACAACAUAUGUUAAUGAGAGUUGCAAUUGGUAUACAUGGAGAUGACAUAGAUGCUGCCAUUAAGACAUACAAUUUGUUAUCUGAAAAAUACUUUACUCAUGCCAGUCCAACUCUUUUCUCAGCAGCAACACCUAGACCUCAGCUGUCUUCUUGUUUUUUAAUUGCUAUGAGAGAUGAUAGUAUUGAGGGUAUAUAUGAUACCCUAAAGCAAUCUGCUUUAAUAUCAAAGUCUGCGGGUGGAAUUGGUCUUCAUGUUCAUUGUAUAAGAGCUAAGGGAACAUAUAUAGCUGGAACAAAUGGGGUUUCAAAUGGCUUAGUGCCUAUGUUAAGGGUGUACAACAACACUGCAAGAUAUGUUGAUCAAGGCGGAAAUAAAAGACCAGGUGCAUUUGCUAUUUAUUUAGAACCAUGGCAUGCUGAUAUUUUUGAAUUUUUAGACCUCAAAAAGAAUACAGGGAAAGAAGAGGUGCGUGCCAGAGAGCUUUUCUAUGCUCUUUGGAUUCCUGAUUUAUUCAUGAAGAGAGUAGAAAAUAACGAAAAUUGGAGUCUCAUGUGUCCUCACAAUUCUCCUGGCCUUGCUGAUUGCUGGGGAGAAGAAUUUGAGAAGUUGUAUGAACAAUAUGAAGAAGAGAAAAAGUAUGUUAAACAAGUUCGGGCACAAAUUUUAUGGAAAGCCAUAAUUGAAGCACAAGUAGAGACUGGAACACCAUUUAUGCUGUAUAAAGAUUCAUGUAACAGAAAAAGCAAUCAACAAAACCUUGGCACAAUUAAAUGUAGCAAUCUUUGCACAGAAAUUGUAGAAUACACCUCGGAAGAUGAAGUGGCUGUCUGUAAUUUAGCAUCAAUAGCUCUCAACAUGUUUGUCAAUGAAAACAAAACCUACAAUUUUGAAAAGUUAAAGGAAGUCACUAAAACAAUAACCCAAAAUUUAAAUAAAAUUAUUGAUGUGAAUUACUAUCCAGUUCCAGAAGCUAAAAAUUCAAAUAUGAGACACAGACCAAUUGGGAUUGGUGUUCAAGGUUUGGCUGAUACAUUUGUUUUAAUGCGUUAUCCAUAUGAAAGUGAAAAUGCAAUGAAAUUAAAUCAACAAAUAUUUGAGACAAUUUACUAUGGGGCCUUAGAAGCAAGCUGUGAAUUGGCAGAAAAAGAAGGUGUAUAUAGCACUUUUGAUAAUAGCCCUGUCAGUAAAGGUAUUUUGCAAUAUGAUAUGUGGAAUAAAAUACCUACGGACCUUUGGGAUUGGGUUGCUCUAAAAGAGAAAAUUUCUAAAUACGGUCUUCGUAACUCUUUACUUCUAGCGCCUAUGCCGACCGCAUCCACAGCACAAAUUCUUGGAAAUAAUGAGUCAUUUGAACCAUUUACAUCAAACAUAUAUCAGAGAAGGGUUCUGUCAGGAGAAUUUCAAGUAGUGAACCAUCAUCUUUUGAAAGAUUUAACACAAGCAGAUCUUUGGGAUGAAGACAUGAAAAACCUUAUCAUUCAUAAUAAUGGUUCAAUUCAAAAUAUCGAAAGAAUUCCGAAAGAAAUUCGUGACUUAUACAAAACAGUCUGGGAAAUUUCAGUUAAAACGACGAUCCAAAUGGCAGCCGAUAGGGGCGCAUUUAUCGAUCAAAGCCAGUCUUUUAAUAUUCAUGUUGCUGAACCAAAUUAUGGAAAGUUGACUUCUAUUCAUUUUCAUGCAUGGAAAAUGGGGCUUAAAACUGGCAUGUAUUAUUUGCGCACAAAACCAGCUGCCAAUGCCAUUCAAUUUACGGUUGACAAAUCAAAAGUCAAAGUUGGAAAUGGUAAAGUUGAUAAAGAAGAAGCUGAUAUGUCAAUGAUUGCAUGCUCAUUACUUAACAAAGACCAAUGUCUAAGUUGUGGUUCUUAG